CUUGGGAUGUUUUUUAUGAAGAUAAUGAAGAUUAUCAACAUUUUGAACAUGAAGUUGUUAAUUAUGUUGACGAAGUUAAUGAUAUGAAAGAAAAUGAAGUGAAUGUGAUCGAUGAAGAAAAUGUUAAAAAAGAAGAAACAGAAGAGGGAAGCUUAAAAUUCGAUGGACAAACUAUCAUUUCAAUAAGUGAUGAUGAUGAUAGUGCAUGUAGUUGUAUUGAGUAUGGAGGUAGUUGUGAGGAUUGUUUUCUUAAAAAGUUUAAACCUGAAUAUGAUUCAGAAGAUAAUUUUAAUUAUGAUAAUUAUAAUGAAGCUUAUCAUAAUACAUUUAAUGAUGAUGGAAGGGAAUAUAAUGAAAAUUAUCGUACUGCCAAUACGAAUAAUUUUGAUUAUGAGGAAAAUGAGAGUGAUGAUGGUUAUGAAGGGUUUUUACAAAAGAGAGAAUAUGAUAGUUAUGAUAAAUAUUUAGAGGACAAAAACAUCCAAAAUUUUGAAUAUUACAUGUCACAACGUUCUCAAUGUAAAUAA
This is a messenger RNA of Cetraspora pellucida, 527 nucleotides long. The record is from the annotation of a GenBank genome assembly. NCBI's taxonomy places the organism in Eukaryota, Fungi, Glomeromycota, Glomeromycetes, Diversisporales, Gigasporaceae.